This is a messenger RNA of Panthera uncia (snow leopard), 1024 nucleotides long. It is a transcript of the gene PPIL6, whose product is annotated as peptidylprolyl isomerase like 6. The record is from RefSeq and is a predicted model, not a curated record. The coding region runs from base 1 to 936 and encodes 311 amino acids. Gene Ontology annotation, biological process: protein peptidyl-prolyl isomerization. The transcript is spliced from 8 exons. NCBI's taxonomy places the organism in Eukaryota, Metazoa, Chordata, Mammalia, Carnivora, Felidae. Gene Ontology annotation, molecular function: peptidyl-prolyl cis-trans isomerase activity.
AUGGCUAGCCAGCAGCAGUGCGGGCCGAGGCCGGCCCCAUACUGCUCGAAGUCACCGCUCGAGCAGCCGCUGCAGGUGAAGGUGGUGGGGCUCUUCAAAAGCUCCAGCUUUCACAUCGCGAAGAGCGCGGCCGAGAGUCUGAAGAGUAAUUAUCCAACCAAAUUUGAAGAUCCUAUAAUAGUUCCUCUUCAAGAAUUUGCAUGGGAUCAAUAUCUACAGGAGAAAAAAAGGGAACUCAAGAAUGAGAUCUGGGAGUAUUCUUCCUGCGUGAUGUGUUUUGUUAAUGAUCAGUUCCUGGGUGAUGCAUUUGAUCUUCAGAAAUGGGCUCACAAGAUGUGGGAUGUAGUUGAUUUUAAGCCCCCUGCACUUUAUGAGGCACUUACUGUGGAUUAUUCUGCUAAAUUCUUAAGAGACACCAAGCAUGGUUUUGUGUUCUUGGACAUUUCUGUUGAUUUUCAUCCAAUUGGAAGGUUGGUUUUGGAGCUAUACUAUGAUGCAUGUCCCAAAACAUGUAGAAAUUUUCAGGUCUUGUGCACAGGAAAAGCAGGGUAUUCUCAGCGUGGCAUCAAGCUACAUUACAUGGGUUCAAUUUUUCAUCGAAUAGUACAGAAUGGUUGGAUACAAGGAGGAGAUAUAGUAGCUGGAAAAGGAGAUGAUGGCGAGUCAAUUUAUGGACCAACAUUUGAAGAUGAAAACUUUUCAAUUCCUCAUGAUAAGAGGGGAGUUCUUGGAAUGGUCAACAAAGGCCGUCACAGCAAUGGGUCACAAUUCUACAUCACACUACAACCAACGCCCUAUCUAGACAGAAAAUAUGUGGCUUUUGGGCAAUUGAUUGAAGGAACACAAGUUCUUCGAAAACUAGAAUUGGUUCCAACAGAGAAUGAAAGACCAAAACAACGCUGUAUGAUUGUUGACAGUGGAGAUCAUUAUGCCUGAUUUUCAUACAAUAUUUAUUGACAACUUAUUAUUAUGCGUCUGAUAAGCUGUUUCUGUAUUUAAUUAAACAGUGCCUGAUAAAAUUUAA